Messenger RNA from Arabidopsis lyrata subsp. lyrata, 1879 nucleotides. RefSeq names its product chaperone protein dnaJ 10. The coding region runs from base 570 to 1709 and encodes 379 amino acids. Lineage: Eukaryota; Viridiplantae; Streptophyta; Magnoliopsida; Brassicales; Brassicaceae. The transcript is spliced from 9 exons. The record is from RefSeq and is a predicted model, not a curated record.
AAAAAUAUCUAACAGGAUUCAUAGCUAUAUAAUAAUAACAUUCUUUUGCAUCAGUCUCUUGUAAGAAUUGAAAUAUGUAUUUCUUCUUCAACGCUCAACAAUCCAUAAUGCUUAAUGCAAUCAAGGCCGGUCCUAACACGAUCGGGUUAUAAACUCUUUAGGGUCAGGUUACGAGUUGGAUCUAAUGGAUAUCUCUAAUCAUUGCCUAACAAGUAUUUUGAAAUGGAGAAUAAGCAAAAAGGAGAAAGAGAGGGCAUAAAAUGAAUGAUAAAAAGCACUAAGAAGACAGUUAAAAAGAGAGAGUGUUGUUGUAGUCCCCCGCUCAAAAGCGGCGCAAUUAGUUUAUUGAAAAAAGUGCAUCAUCACUGUAAAGCCAAUCUUUCUCUCUCUCUUUUUUUUUUUUUUUUCUCUUGCUUCUUCAGGCAGAUCAAGAAAGAACUCUUUUGUGAACUUCUUCUUCCCCACAUCUCCUAAAAGCUUCACACACACCAAACCAAACCUUUCUUUUCUUAUCUACCCAAUUAUCACAUCUUUUUUUCUCCUACUCCUUUUACAUUUUUGAUCUGAUCAUGGUGAAGGAAACAGUGUACUAUGAUGUUCUUGGUGUCACUCCCUCUGCUUCUGAGGAAGAGAUUCGCAAGGCUUAUUACAUCAAGGCAAGACAAGUUCAUCCUGAUAAGAAUCAAGGUGAUCCUCUAGCUGCUGAAAAGUUUCAGGUUCUUGGUGAAGCUUACCAGGUUCUAAGUGAUCCUGUUCAUCGUGAAGCGUAUGAUCGGACUGGAAAAUUCUCAGCUCCCAAAGAAACGAUGGUUGAUCCAACGGCUGUUUUCGCUCUUCUUUUCGGAAGUGAACUAUUCAAAGAUUAUAUCGGUCACUUAGCUGUUGCAUCAAUGGCGUCCACUCAAAUGGCUUCUGAAAUCGAAACCCCUGAUCAUUUUCAAGACAAACUAAAGGCUGUUCAGAAAGAAAGAGAAGAAAACCUCGCAAGGUUUCUCAAAGAUUUACUGAGUCAAUACGUCCAUGGAGACAAAGAAGGAUUCAUAAGCCGCGCAAAAUCUGAAGCCAAGAGACUAUCAGAUGCAGCUUUUGGAGCGGAUAUGUUGCAUACAAUUGGAUAUGUAUAUACAAGACAAGCAGCUCAAGAACUUGGGAAAAGAGCUCUUUACUUAGGAGUUCCAUUUGUAGCUGAAUGGGUUAGGAACAAAGGUCAUUCUUGGAAAUCACAGAUCAGUGCAGCUAAAGGAGCUUUUCAGUUACUUCAGCUGCAAGAAGAGAGUAACCGGAGAUUAAAGAAAGAUGGGGCUAGUCCAGCGAAUGAGUUAGAGUCUCAUAUUCAGACCAACAAAGAAACACUGAUGGGAUCUUUGUGGAAACUUAAUGUUGUCGACAUUGAAGUGACUUUGUUACAUGUGUGUCAGAUGGUCUUGCGCGAAAACAACUUGAGAAAGGAGGAGCUCAAAUCUAGAGCAAUGGCUCUCAAGAUUCUUGGGAAGAUUUUCCAGCAAGAAAAGCAAUCGAGGAACGGUACAACAUCAAGAAAAGAAGAUGAAGACAGCGACGAUGAUGACAGUAGCAGUGAUGACGAUUCUUCACAACCACUUUCAUACAGAACUCCUCUGCUCACUCAGGGGAUUGGUAGACUCUUCAGAUGUCUCUGCAAUCCAGCAUUUGAUGUAGACGAUGAUGAAAUUGUAUACAAAGGCAAAUGAUCAAUACCACACUCACAUUGCAAUUGAUGGGUCUCACAUGUGAAUGUGAUGCAGCUUCUUAAGUUAUUAAUUCUUUAUAAAUAUUUGUAAUGAUGAUAAUUGAUGGAUCAAACUUAACAAGUUGCUAAAAUAAGUUUUUUUCUUUUUCAAAAAGAAGAAAAACUCCACUA